This is a messenger RNA of Ruditapes philippinarum (Manila clam), 1466 nucleotides long. RefSeq names its product coadhesin-like. The transcript is spliced from 10 exons. The coding region runs from base 79 to 1449 and encodes 456 amino acids. Gene Ontology annotation, molecular function: protein binding. The record is from RefSeq and is a predicted model, not a curated record. Lineage: Eukaryota; Metazoa; Mollusca; Bivalvia; Venerida; Veneridae.
UUGUGUUAUCAUGCUUACUUUAACCGCCUGUUAAAUUAGGACAAUUGCAAAAGGACAGAAACAGUGUCAUUGGACGGAAUGACUUUCAGGAGCAGAAUGAUAUUUCGUCUGCUUUGGAUUGUCGUUGUUUUACAACUUUGCAUUAUUGGAACAGCGGCUCUACAGUGUUACAACUGUAUUAACAUAUCCGAUGCGGACGAGUGUUUGUCGAUAACGGAAUGUGGGACAAGUCAGUCGUGUUACAUGGACACAUCUGGAAAAACCGUUACCCUAGGAUGUACAGAUAACCAGCAAUGUGGUGUGAGUGCUGGUGCGGCCGGAAGUUUAGUUGGUAGAGGUGUUAACAAACGACAACAAACUCAAUGUCACGAGUGUUGCAGCAUGGAUAAAUGCAAUAAGAACCUGUGUUCUCAUCUGAAACCUGGAACAUGUAUUGACGAUGCUAAAGCCGACUGUGCAUGGAUGAAUACAUUUUUCAACAUAUGUCAAGAUAUUCAUCACGCAAAAUUAGUAUGUCCUAAGUUCUGCGCACUAUGCUCAUUAGUGGAUGGGAACUGGGCUAGCUGGUCCCCGUGGUCUACAUGUGACGUCACUUGUGAAAAUGGGACCCAGACAAGAACAAGACAAUGUUCCGAUCCUCCUCCGGCAAAUGGAGGACUUGAUUGCAUCGGAACACAUACUGACAUUAAGGCAUGCUCAAAACAACUUUGUCCAGUACAUGGUGGGUGGACUCAAUGGUCAAGCUGGGACGCGUGUUCUGUAACUUGUGGUGUAGGUAUAGAAAGGCGACAUCAUAAUUGCUCGAACCCGAUACCAGACAGAAACGGACUUCAAUGUUUCGGCGACACAUUAGAUGAUAGAAUAUGCUUACCGGGUCCAUGUGCAAAUGGUGGUUGGACAGGCUGGGGACAAUGGAACACCUGUUCAGUGACGUGCGGGGACGGUAUAAAGUCUAGAUCGCGUACCUGUACAAACCCGUCACCCUCGCCUCAUGGAAAAUAUUGUAAAGGAGAUUCUAUAGAAGUUGAUUCUUGUAGAAAAAUCAGAUGCAGACCAAAUAUAGUAUUUAAAGCCAAGGGUGUAACAAGCACUAGUCCUGGCGAUGGAGGAACUAUAAUAUUUGGCUCUACAUUUAUUAAUGAAGGGAAUGCUUAUAAUACAUCUACUGGAAUCUUCACUGCGCCAGUCAACGGAACGUACUCAUUUAGUUUACAAUUGUGUACAAAUAUCAACAACUAUUUCCUCACGGCUAUUAUGAUAGAUGGGACAACAUUUGCUACCUUAUAUGUUUAUGAUAAAUAUGUGUAUUCAUGUAAUAGUACAGACACGGUUGCUGUUUUACAUGAACAUUCAAAAGUAUUUGUUAAAUGCACUGCUCAUUGUGUCAAUGCUGUAUAUCAAGAUGGCUUUCAUAUGAACUCAUUCUCUGGAUAUCUGGUUCACCAGUAAACUUAUCUUUUUUGUCA